AUUGACUCUCCAUCGAAGCUGAGGCAUUCUAAACCGUACCAUCUAAAUUCAAGGUAAUAAUUCGAAAACAAUGUAAAUUGUAUUUGUCCCCAAGGACAUGCAAGAACCAAGGAGGUUUCCUUGGUACCUUUGUCAUUCUUUGUAUAUGUUUGAAGCAAAAGACAAAUAGGAGCAGGAGUAGAGCUCACCUUAUUAGCCUAAGAAUCUCCUAAGAAGAAUCAAUCACAGAACAGAUAACUGAGGUCUGAGUUUUCUUUCCCAACCUGUUGACAACCACAUUUUCUUGCAUAUUUUAGUUGGUAUAUAUAAAAACAAACACUUUUCUUGUAGUUGUAGCUUGGCUUCGGUCAUUUCGAGGGAUACUAAGUGCAAACCUUGGUACCCUUCUUUAACAUAACUAGCCUUAAAUAACCAAUUCCUGCCCUCAUGUUCAUGCAUUUCGACCCCAAAGCCAAAAGGUCUCUAGGAAAGGAAACCAUGAAUAGGCGGGUGCGGCAAGUUGUCACUGCUCUGAGAGAGCACGGGAGUGUCAGCUACGCUAAAAUUGCCACAAUUGGAGGGUUUUGCAAUGUUGAGCUUAUCAUUGUGAAGGCAACAACCCCGGAUGACUUGCCACUGCCUGACAGAUAUGUCCAUGAGCUCUUGAAAAUAUUUUCCAUUUCUCCUAGUAGUUGUCGUGCGUUUUCAAUUGGCUUCUCUCGCCGUUUCGGAAAGACUAGAAGCUGGCGAGUUGCACUGAAGUGCUUACUCCUUCUACACCGGCUGCUUAGAUCAUUGCCUGAAGAUAGCCCCUUUCGAUCAGAAUUGCUGUGGAAUCGGUCAAAUGGUUUUAUCUCUUUAUACCCUUGUCGUUUCCAGGAUGCUUCCUCAUCCACUCCCGAGUGUUACACCGCGUUUAUCAGAUCAUAUGCACAUUUGCUAGAUGAGGCUCUUGGUCGCUUCUCGUUUGAUGGUAAUCUAAUUGACAAUGAAGAUUUGGAGAAGACGGAAAGUUUACCAGAAAAAAUGAAAGAAAUUGCAAGGAUGCUUGAGAUUUUGCCACAGCUUCAAAGCCUGAUUGAUCGAGUUAUGGAUUGUAGACCAACCGGGGCUGCGGCGAAGAGCUUUCUGAUACAGUCAGCAAUGAAAUACAUCAUUCGGGACAGCUUCAUCUGUUACACCAUAUUUAGAAGGGACGUUGUUUUGGUGUUGGACAAUCUCUUUCAAAUGCCAUACAGGAGUUGCAUAGCAGCUUUUGGGAUAUACAAGAAAGCAGCUCUGCAAGCAAACCAGCUGUGGGAGUUUUAUGACUGGUGUAGACUUAUGGGAUUUUGUGGGCGUUAUGAGUAUCCCUUUGUGGAUCGGAUCCCACAGAUACAAAUUCAGGCGCUUGAGACUUUCAUCAACGGAAUGUGGCAGCUAACAUCACCAUCAUCACCGACCACAUCACCAUCAUCAUCAGUUAUGGAUUCCAGGUCAAGUGUAACCGAAGAUGACAGAGACGAACAACUGGUUGUGGUCGGUACUUUUAAGGAUAAAUUCGAGGACAGUUGUUUUCCUGAAAAGUUCGAUGGAGAUGAGGAGAGGGAACCAUUGAUUCAGCUAGAUGACAGUGAAACUGAUAGCUGGGAGGAUCUAUUGGAAGCUUCAGUGAAUCUUUCUGGUGUUCAGGGAAACAACUUGCUUUUAUACAGUAAGGGAUUCAACUACAGCAAUGGAAGUGACAAGGAUGAAUGGAAGAUACAAGUGUACAAUCCUAGUGCACCUAAUCCUUUUCAGCAGCCUCCCAGCAUGCAAAUUAGUUAUGCACAAUAUGCAAGCAGUAACCCAAAGUAUCCCUGGGGACUGUGAUGCAUGCCAGAGUUUAGAUUUUUAAGUGUCAAUUUCUUGGGCAGUCAUUUGAUGCCUCAUUGGUCUCCAGAGGGGUGCAUAUUGUCCUGCCAAUGCAAAGUUCAUUCAACAACUC
This is a messenger RNA of Theobroma cacao (cacao), 1945 nucleotides long. RefSeq names its product putative clathrin assembly protein At4g32285. The record is from RefSeq and is a predicted model, not a curated record. Gene Ontology annotation, molecular function: SNARE binding; 1-phosphatidylinositol binding; clathrin heavy chain binding. Lineage: Eukaryota; Viridiplantae; Streptophyta; Magnoliopsida; Malvales; Malvaceae. Gene Ontology annotation, cellular component: clathrin-coated pit; clathrin-coated vesicle. Gene Ontology annotation, biological process: vesicle budding from membrane; clathrin-dependent endocytosis; clathrin coat assembly.